Messenger RNA from Mustela erminea (ermine), 3098 nucleotides. It is a transcript of the gene TAF5L, whose product is annotated as TATA-box binding protein associated factor 5 like. The transcript is spliced from 5 exons. Gene Ontology annotation, cellular component: histone acetyltransferase complex; nuclear protein-containing complex. Gene Ontology annotation, biological process: regulation of DNA-templated transcription. The record is from RefSeq and is a predicted model, not a curated record. Bases 411 to 2180 code for a protein of 589 amino acids. Lineage: Eukaryota; Metazoa; Chordata; Mammalia; Carnivora; Mustelidae. Gene Ontology annotation, molecular function: protein binding; transcription coactivator activity.
UUUCAUUUAAGGAAAAAGGAAAUGCCUUUGGCCGAACUCGGGAUUAAACUUAGCACAUGGUGGUUGCGGAUGGCUGGGUGUGAAAUCGACCUCUCCAUGUGACAGGAGAGAUCUCAAGUUAGACGGGUCGGAACUAGGGGAUCCCGACCUGCAAGGUUGCCUUCGGGGUGGUUUAACUCCUGACAGCGAGAGGUCGGUGCGCCUAGGCGGUACUCGCGAGGCUCCAGGGCUUUUGAAAAUGUAGGAGGUAAGGCGUCGGUCCGAAGUCAGUGGAUGGGGGAAACAGUGGUGUCAUUUUAGACUUAGCGGAAGUGGAGCGCUUGAAAGCUUCAUGCAGUUCUCCCAUCAGUUGUAAAAGUGUCGUUAUACUGCGGAUCUCGCAGCUGGUGUGGCUCUGGGAUCAGAAGGUCAUGAAACGAGUGCGCACCGAGCAGAUUCAGAUGGCAGUGUCCUGCUACCUCAAACGCCGGCAGUACGUGGACUCCGACGGUCCCCUGAAGCAAGGACUGCGGCUGUCACAGACUGCUGAGGAGAUGGCAGCCAACCUCACAGUCCAAUCAGAAUCCGGUUGUGCCAACAUAGUGUCUGCAGCCCCUUGCCAGGCAGAGCCCCAGCAGUAUGAAGUACAGUUUGGACGACUACGGAAUUUUCUCACUGAUUCUGAUUCCCAGCAUAGCCACGAAGUGAUGCCUCUCCUCUAUCCUCUCUUUGUCUACCUCCAUCUCAACCUGGUCCAGAAUAGUCCGAAGAGCACAGUGGAAAGUUUUUACAGCCGCUUCCAUGGAAUGUUUCUGCAGAACGCUAGCCAAAAGGAUGUCAUUGAGCAGCUACAGACCACUCAAACCAUCCAGGACAUCCUGUCUAACUUCAAGCUUCGAGCAUUCCUAGAUAACAAGUACGUGGUCCGUCUCCAGGAAGACAGCUACGACUACCUUAUCCGCUACCUCCAAAGUGACAACAACACCGCCCUGUGCAAAGUCCUCACCUUACAUAUCCAUCUUGACGUGCAGCCCGCCAAGAGAACAGAUUACCAGCUCUACGCCAGCGGCAGCUCCUCUCGGAGUGAGGGCAGCGGCCUCGAGCCCACCGACAUGCCUGCCCCUAUUCUGCAGAACGAGGCUGCCCUGGAGGUCUUGCAGGAGAGCAUUAAGCGCGUCAAAGAUGGCCCUCCCUCCCUCACCACCAUCUGUUUCUAUGCCUUCUAUAACACAGAGCAGCUGUUGAACACUGCAGAAAUCUCCCCAGAUAGCAAGCUGCUUGCUGCGGGGUUUGACAACUCCUGUAUAAAACUGUGGAGUUUACGAUCCAAGAAGUUAAAAUCAGAACCCCAUCCAGUAGACGUGUCCCGCAUCCACUUGGCUUGUGACAUUCUGGAGGAGGAGGAUGAUGAGGAUGACAAUGCGGGCACAGAGAUGAAGAUCCUCCGGGGACACUGUGGACCAGUAUACAGCACAAGGUUCCUUGCAGACAGCUCAGGGUUGCUCUCUUGUUCUGAAGACAUGUCCAUUAGGUACUGGGACCUCGGCAGUUUCACCAACACUGUGUUGUACCAAGGACAUGCCUACCCUGUGUGGGACCUGGACAUUAGCCCGUAUAGCCUGUACUUUGCCAGCGGGUCCCAUGACCGCACCGCAAGGCUGUGGUCAUUUGAUCGGACGUACCCGCUGAGAAUAUAUGCCGGACACCUGGCAGAUGUGGACUGUGUCAAAUUCCACCCUAAUUCAAACUACUUAGCCACGGGCUCGACAGACAAGACUGUCCGGCUGUGGAGCGCUCAACAGGGCAACUCAGUGAGGCUCUUCACGGGCCACCGCGGCCCCGUGCUCUCUCUUGCCUUCUCUCCUAACGGUAAGUACUUGGCAUCAGCCGGCGAGGACCAGCGGCUGAAGCUAUGGGACUUGGCCUCUGGGACCCUUUAUAAAGAACUGAGGGGCCACACGGACAAUAUCACCAGCCUCACCUUCAGCCCGGACAGCAGCCUGAUCGCGUCCGCAUCCAUGGACAACUCUGUGCGCGUCUGGGACAUCAGAAACACGCACUGCAGUGCACCUGCCGACGGCUCCUCGGGCGAACUCGUGGGCGUGUACACCGGGCAGAUGAGCAACGUGCUGAGCGUGCAGUUCAUGGCCUGCAACCUCCUUCUAGUGACUGGAAUCACACAAGAAAAUCAGGAACAUUAAAUUUUUUUUUUUUUAAUCUUUGUCGUAAGGGACUGGGGCAGUCAUGGAAAGCCUCCAGGCUGCCAGUCUUAGGACACAUCGAGAUCGAAUCACUGACUGACUGUGAAAGACUCCCUGCUUCUUCCCCUGACCCCUGCUCCCCCCACCCCCCACCUCCAUCCCGUGCAGACAUCCUGAGCUCUUCACCCCUUCGCUCGCUGCCCUCCCCCAUAAUGUCGAAGGACCGGAGGGGGAAGGUGCUGUGAUUGGACGUGAGACGGAGAAGGAAGAGGCUCCAGAGGUCAGAUUGCGAGUUCCCACAAAGAUCCCGCCCGUGUCCUUGUGUGAGCACCUUCGUGUCUCUGUCUCAUUUUCCCACGUGUAAGAGAUGCUGCUUACCUCGCCGCCGGGUGCUGCGUUUGGGUCCCAGGAUGGUCAUGGGGUACCCUUAGGAGGAGCGGUGCCACCUGCUCACGGCUGCUCCGUCGGCGGGUGCGGGGUGGAUCUUUACCGGUGCAGGAAGGCGGGGCUGGGAACUAGGACCGGGGGCAGGGAUCAUCCUGGCAAAAAGUCUCUCCUUUUCCAUAAUUACAGAGAACCAGGAUUUUUUAUUAUUAUAAUUAUAAUUAUUAUUAUUAUUGAGAAGAGGAAACCUAGCACUGGCAGAGGGGCCUUCUCUGCUCUCAUCUUUCAGGUUUUACUCCUGGCACUGGCUGUGAUACUUGGAAUCUUGAGGUUCAGGGAAUUCAGAGAAUUGGGUAGCACAGUGUUUGGGGAGAAAGGGAAACUUUCUGGGUGAUGGAUGGAUCACUCCGGCUGACGUGUGUAGAAGUGGGGCGGGCGGGAAAAGGGUUGGUUUGAGAAAGUCCUGGGCUCCCGCAGUGAUGGUGGGAGAGGAAGAGGUUCCUCAUGGCUGCACUUGUAUGAACAGUUCUCUCC